CUUUGUGGCACAAUGGCGAGUAAAAAGCAAGAAUCUGCCGAGGUUGACGAGAAGUUCCUGACGUGCGCGAUCUGCAUGCUGCACUUCCGGGACCCCAGAAUCCUGCCAUGUCUGCACACAUUUUGCAAACAAUGUCUGCAAGAAUGGGCCACCAAACAACAGCCGCUGGAGUGUCCAACCUGCCACAAACGGGUCAGUCUUUCAGAACAAAGUGUUGGCAGACUCAUGAGCAACUAUUACGUCAACAAACUGCUGGACUUCGCGGCCGUGAAGAAAGGGGCGGAGCCAGGUGUGCCGUGCCAGGUGUGCGAGGGGAAGGAGGGAGGAUCGCGGGUAUGGUGCGUACAGUGUGCCGUUCUGCUCUGUGAGUCCUGUACAAACACACAUCGCAAGUUUCCUGCCAUGAGAGGGCAUCAGAUCGUGACCAAAGAGAACCUCGAAGCCUCUGAAGGUGUUCCCAGCAACUUUCAGCGUAAAGCCUUCUGCCCGAAGCACGAACAACAAGUUUUAAGUUUCUACUGUGAACCUUGUCAGACUCUGGUCUGUGUCGACUGUACUGUUGUUGAUCAUCGACGGAGUGAUCAACACAAUCCCGUAGACAUCGUCGCCGUCGCUGAGAGAAAGAAACAAGAUCUACAAGAACUGUUACUGAAAGUCGAGCCUAGAGAAAAAGUCGUGCGAGCGACCCUGAGUAAAGUGGAGACGGAAAUAUUGGAGUUGCCAACAAUGGCAGAGGCAGCGAUUGAAAAGGCCACAGAAUAUUUUGACGAACUGAUCGCCUUGAUUCAAGACAGAAAAGAAGAGGUUGUCAAAGAAAUAGGCUCAAGCCUCAAGAGAGUCGGAGCAUGUCUGGACACACAGAAAGAAGCGAUGGAGUUUGAGUUAACCGGACUGAUCAUGGCGUCUGAGUUCUGUAAACAAGCAUUGGAACACCGUAGUGACGUGCACGUCAUCGAGGUCGAGGGUCAAGUACGACAGAGGGUGGAAGAACUACUGACAACUCCAACCGACCUGACAGCCCGACCGAGUCACGUCGUGUUCUCGGAGGGGACGGCUGUGGAGGAGCUCAGAGAUGCCGUGGGCCAGGCGGGGUUCGUACAAGUCAAAGUAAAGGUAGACGCAUCUAAAUGUUCACUUGAUAUAAAACCUGUCGUGGUAGAGUGUAGAAAUGUCUCUCUCUUCAGCACAAUUGAUAGAAAUGGGCGACUUUGUUCUGUGCCCAAAGAUGACAUCACAGCCCUCCUAACGGACCCCUUGGGCCGGGCGGUACCAACACAGCUGCAGCAGAAGGGCAAGGGAUUGUGGGAAAUCUCCUACACACCCGAGGUCACCGGCAACCAUAGGUUAGAGGUCAAGGUGAACGGCAUGUCUGUGGCGGGAAGUCCGUAUGACGUCAUAGUGGAAAUCAGGGACACCCCAGUCUUAACCAUCGGAGGAGAAGGAGGUGGGGAGGUAGAACUUUCUUGCCCAUCAGAUGUAGCAGUGGACAUGGAUGGUAACAUUGCAGUCUUGGAGGCAGGGAACAGACGGGUUCAGAUAGUCGAUUCCAUGACUGGCCAGUCGCUUAGGUGUUUCUUGCUUGAUGGUGAGGAUUCGUUCGGCAUAGACACUGACUCCAGUGGACAGUUUUUGGUGACGUCGGAAAACAUGUUCAGCGCUGGCAAACAAGCAGUCUUUGUGUACUCAAAGGAAGGAAAACUCACAAGAACCGUAAAACCUGACUGUUUACAGCAUGCGACUGGUGUUGCAGUUCUGAAGGACGGCCGCAUGGUGGUGGCGGAUAACAGGCAGAUGUCGUGUCUCCUCCUGCAGCAUGACGGGAGUCACAUCCGGGACAUCGGCAAGGGGCAGCUACAAAACCCAUGGUUCAUAGCGGUGGACGAAUCACGUGACCUUCUCUUUGUCACUGACACCGCUGCCCAUAAAGUGUUCGUGUUCGACCUUGAGGGGAAGUUGAAGUUUAGUUUUGGUAAAUUUGGGGAGAGUGAUGGAGAGUUCAACCGUCCAUCGGGGAUGACGUUAGACCCGGCAGGAAGCAUUAUCGUAGCGGACCUGAAUAACCGCCGUCUGCAGGAGUUCAGGCCUGACGGGACGUACCUGAGAACCGUGGCCGCAGUUCAGGCGGGAAGCCCCGCUGGAAUCGCGAUGACACCGGAUGGCCACAUAGCUGUAGCGUGUUUUUCUGGACAUUGUGUCGAGUUGUACAGGUACAUGUAG
Messenger RNA from Branchiostoma belcheri (Belcher's lancelet), 2217 nucleotides. Its product is annotated as tripartite motif-containing protein 2-like. Gene Ontology annotation, cellular component: nucleoplasm; chromatin. The record is from RefSeq and is a predicted model, not a curated record. Bases 13 to 2217 code for a protein of 734 amino acids. Gene Ontology annotation, biological process: positive regulation of DNA-templated transcription. Gene Ontology annotation, molecular function: protein binding; ubiquitin-protein transferase activity; zinc ion binding. The transcript has a single exon. NCBI's taxonomy places the organism in Eukaryota, Metazoa, Chordata, Leptocardii, Amphioxiformes, Branchiostomatidae.